ACAAGAUCGUUAUUUUCGUAAUAUUCUCACGGAGAGGUUAAUAAAAUUAUAGAAAAAAAAAUUAAUUGUGCAGGAAGAAGAUCCGACGUCUGCAAAUAUUAGUUGAUUAAUAUCUAUAAAAGAUUAAUUGCUCUUCUUUUACACCGUUGUGCGCAUCGGUGCAUGAAAGAAAGAGAAGUAAUUCGACGAAAUUCCCCUUUAUUUUCUUCGAUCUUUACUUUUGCACUUUCUUCGUCGAUACGCAAUUGCUGUUUAACGAUGUCGAGGGAGGCAAGGUCACAUCUAUCUAACGAGGUACGUCUAAUAAUUGAUACAACGAUUGCUAACAAGUGAAGAACCGUGAAACCGGUCGAGUAAAUAAGAGAGACGAUGUUCAACGAAAUGCAUUUGUUGGUCAAUAGAAAACAGCCUUAUCUGUAACUUAUUGUUUGCGCGAUUAAAUUGAAUGGUACUCGAAAACCUCCGAACACGAAUUGUCUUUGUUUUUUAAGCUUAAUCUUUCACCAUGAGAACCUGAUGUUUGUCUACGUUGCGUUAUUGUCCAAGCAAGGGAACAUCUAAUAUCUUCAAUCUGGUUGCAUCGCGUUGGCCAUAUCUAACCGUGGGGUCCUUUAACCGAACAUACCCUUCGAACCCUUGUUGCCCUCCUGCCACGUUCUCUCUCCUCCCAUUCCCAUCAAUUUUACCUCCUAGUUGAAUUUUACCGAUUGCUGAUCCGUAUCAAUUUACAGUACGUGCAAUGGAAUUUUCAGAGUUUAGGGUUUAAUUUGUUCAGCUUGUGCAUUAGGAGGACAGACAGUUAAGAAUGUUGUUUGUGGGUUAUCGAAGGGCAUGUUCAAGAUUGAAAUGCAGGGAAGUCUCUGUAGGAGAGGGGAACACGUGUUUUCCAGUCCUGGUUGAAGCCACGUGUGAGGUGCAGGAUGUUUGUAUCUGCCGUUCGAAAUGUUCGGUUUCGUGGCGGAUGAAAAAUCAAUCAAUCAUAUUCAGUCAAUAGGGUAAUAAUUCGUUUCGCAGAGUGUGAAUGUGCUUCGAGUACGCGGCGUCACUUGGCGCCGUUUCUUCAGGGUUCGAUUCUAGAAAGACCGAUAUACAUAUGUACUCGGCGCCAUUGGGUCGUAGGGAAAGUAUCAUCCUAAGUGGAUAUAUCCGCCCAAUCCGCACUCUAAGGGUUGAGUUACGACUUGGCUAGAUCGUCGCAACGACUGUACCUCGCGGACGGUCCAAGGAUCGGCGAAAAAUCGUUCGAUCAUCAAGCAGAACGAAGCGAGGGAGCAAGCGAGGGAGCGAUGUUGGCGCGAGUGCAACUCGCGCCAUAUUCUUUGUCCUAUGACACGACGAAGUUAAAGCUCCAUGGCUAAAAUUAAACUCAGCCGCCAGGGCUGAGUGUAAGACCCGAGGCUGAGCAGGAGCAGCCGCCAGAAACCAGAGCACGUGCUUCAGCUAAGUGACGUGUGCCUUCCUCCACCUCUUCCUUCGCCAUCCUCCUCCUCAUCAUUUCCUUUUUCUCCCUUUUACACUACUACCAUCUCUUUCACUCGUUUCCAUAUUCUCCGUUUUCAAGCGUGUAACAGCUUUUUCCUAUCUCAACGGAUUCCUAAUCGCACACGUUUGCACGCAUACCCAUGAUUUAGUUGAUCUAAUUGAAUGACGUUCGAGGAACAGGAAGUGCGUUCGCUCUGCUCGCCAAACAAUUUCGUUGGCUCCGUUCAUAGGAUGAUGAAGUAGAAAGUUAUUCUUUGACACGAUGCGAAUAAUAGGCUAGAUCGUUAACAAGGUAUAUUCGCGGUCUUAUGGUGUUCUCGCGAUGGCCAGGGAACCGAUCAGAAGGAAAUUAUCGCGUCGAGAAGGAGCCGCGCGUCUCUUGGCCACCAAUGACGCAAGUAACUUACUGAUCGAUGAAGCGUAUAGCGAACACGUAUAACUCGUUGCUUUAUAGAUAAUACGUAAUAUGUGAUACGUGACACGCGGCGCGCGCUUCCAUCUGUUGCUAACAUAGAAGCGUGCUCGGUUGGGUGGCUGCGCCUCGUGUGUCCUGGAGUUGCAUUUCAUGCUGAUCAAUUUCAUCCCGUUGGAUUUUGCGAACAAGGGUAUAAUUUGAUACGCGACUCGCAAGUUCAUCUUUUAAUAUCUUCGCUACGACAGGCAGCUCAUUUUAAUUGAGAAUUGCUAUUCGUUGAAUUUAAAUAAAUAACUCUGUCUACAGUAGGGUGCAAAGUGGGAGAGGCAACUCGGACCAUUUGUCUUUGAAUCCUGUGAAAACCCAAGGAGAGGCUCACCUAGAACUUCUGGUCCUUACAAGUAAAAAACAUGGUCAGUCAUCUUCUUGGGGGUGCAUGCCCUCCUGGAUCGUUUCAGACAGAUCCACUGGAAGGUCUUGUCCUGUCGUAGAAUUUGUUUCAGUUUAUUUGAAAAACACGUUCCUCCUUUUCUCAAGGAAAACAUCAGAAAAGAAUCUUCCUCUUACGUAAUUUCGAAACGAGUCUUGAAAUUUGAUCUGUUCGUUGUCUCGGUAGAAUUAAAUUCAUCUCCGUUAAUUGAAGAGAAAUGAGAUUUUAAUUUUUAGAGAUUGUAAUUUAAAACGCUUUUAGAAUCGAGACCAGAAAUUGGAUUAAACUUUAAUUCGAUUCUGAGGAUUGUUAAUAAUUGAGAUUUUUUACUUUUUUAGAUAUCAUUUAAUUAAAGCGAGGUGUACGCUGAAAAAGGAAGCCAAGUAGUUCGAUCAACUGAUUCAUUGAUGAGAUCACGCGCCUAAAUGAGUACCACCUGGUUGAGAUUACUCGGAAAUUUUCUGUUGUUUUUCCUCGACGAUGUCUUAUUUACACCGUCAAAUUCUCAUUAAAGCGUUUCACUCCGUUAUAAGAUUAUCUUCUGGUUAGAAGAAGGGCUGUUGUUCAAGAAAUCGUAUUAGCAGCUGAGACGUUCGUAUGGCGAGGGUGUCGUCGUUUCUAGGGGAAACAAACCGCGACAAUAAUUUUUGCCUUGCUCGAAGGCGGCGACUAGAAAAGAGGAAGGCAUAAAACGACAUUGCUCUCCGGAUCGGCACGUGCCACUCGAUAAAUCUGUCGGCAGCUGACGGUACAGCCGGCUGCUGUAGCGAGUGCAGCCUCCCGCUUGCACUUGCCUUCUUCUUUCUUCUUUCUUCUUUAUUCUUCACCCCUUGUCGCGCCUCCCUCUUAUCCCUGUCUCGCUUCUUCUUAUUGCAGGAAACUCACGACCCUCCUUGAAGAGAGCAGUCUCUCUCUUCGAGGAGCACGUUUCUACCCAAUAUUGAAUUUCGCUGAAUUAUUCUUCAAUUUUUUCGUUAAAUACAAUAUCGACAUUAUACGUAUACCUUACGAUGAAACGGAUUGAACUUUCGAACUCUGGCUCUACGCUUUACAGAUAAAUGAAAUUUCCAUGAUUUUAAUGACGUUUGUAGGAACGGUGGAUAACGAUUUUCCUGGUAGUAGCUCGGAACCGCAUUAAGAGUGACUUAAAUUAAUAACGAUCGCUAUUUUGGAGAAGCUUCUAUGCUCCGUUAACCCGAUUAAAGCUCGAACACGGAGCCGAAGCGCGAGAUGGCAUAAAGAAUUCAAGCGAAAUCUUCCAGCUUGACUGACUGGCUGGCCCGGCUGAUUGGCUGAACUGAUCCCAUUGCCCGAAGUAAUUAUGGAAACUUGGACGUUACGACAGCUCUUUACAGACGCGAUUUUACAACGGCCAGGACACAUAACGACGUGAAACGGAUCUGAGAAUCACGUUAUGUCACGUCAAAUGUUCGCCAAUCUCGAUUUAUAUCGAUUACCUUUGAAUAAAAUAAAUCCUGCUUCGCAUAGCCGAAUAUUCCUAUCCGAUCGAACUUCCUUUUACAAAAUUUCACAUUUUAACCCUUUCUUUUCAGUAAUAACCCUUAAAAAAUGUACUAUUUUCUUUAUGUUUAAGGACCGUCGUCGUGUGUGCAACUCCGAUCCUGUAUCUUGGCACCUACAUGCAAUAGAAGGUGUUUUUAAUAUUCUAUCCAGUGGUUCCGAAGAGCUGUCCCAUCUCCACAACGCCGUACAAAAAUGGGUCGGAAGAAGAUUCAAAUUUCGCGCAUCACGGACGAACGGAAUCGUCAGGUGACCUUCAACAAAAGGAAGUUCGGGGUGAUGAAGAAGGCGUACGAACUGUCGGUACUGUGCGACUGCGAGAUCGCCCUGAUUAUCUUCAGUUCGAGUAACAAGUUGUAUCAGUAUGCCAGCACCGACAUGGACAAGGUUCUUCUCAAGUACACCGAGUACAACGAACCCCAUGAGUCCCUCACCAACAAGAAUAUCAUCGAGAAGGAACAUAAGGGUGCCAUGUCUCCAGAAAGUCCGGAGCCAGACGCGAUCGAGUACAAUCUCACACCGCGCACCGAAGCCAAAUACACCAAGAUCGACGAGGAGUUUCAGCUGAUGAUGCAGAGGCACCAGCAUAACGGCACUCGGGGACAAUCUAAUUACACUCUACCUGUAUCCGUACCAGUGAAUAGUUAUGGCGAAUCUCUACUUGGAUCUAGUCCUCAAAUGGCGCAUACCAGCAUUUCUCCAAGACCGUCGUCUUCUGAAACAGACUCAGUAUAUCCACCCGGAGGGAUGUUGGAAAUGAGCAAUGGUUAUCCACCAUCAGCAUCACCGUUAGGAGGUUCACCUAGUCCUGGACCUUCACCGGCGUUAGGAGUCGGAGGGGGCAUUGCAAAUAAAGGCAAUAAUCCAUCUAGACAUUCGCCACAACCUCCGCCUCCACCACCACCGCCUCAUCCUCAUAGGACUAAUCUUCGAGUAGUUAUUCCAACACCCCUUACGCAACCUCUUUCUGAAGACACUAGUUAUGAUAGUGGUCAUGCGCAAUCGACAUUGAAUACACCAGUAGUGGCACUACAGACACCAUCAGUUCCAGCUGGAUAUUCUAGCUUUGGACCAACGGAUUAUUCCACAGAUCUUGGGAGUUUAGCAUGGUCUCAUCAGAGGUACGUUGAUGACUUAUCAAUGUAUUCGGCAGCCACCAUGUCCAGCAUCAGUGGUCUUCCUCAUCUAGCUGUGUCGAGUAGUACGCCACCACCAGCUACGUCGCCAUUACCAGUGAAAAUAAAAAGUGAACCGAUCAGUCCGCCAAGAGAUCCUCAUGGUGGAAACAGUGGUUCGAGCAGCAGUGGACCCAGCAAUACCAGUAAUCUUCAUCACACAACUCUGAACGUUGGACCGUCGUCCAGUACCGGUGGACCACCCCCGCACCAUGUACCUCAUCCUGGGCCACAAUCGUUGAAUCUUGUGUCGAGCAGACCGAGCAGUAAUCCACCGCCAUCUCAUUCUGGUAGUAUAACACCGACGAACUUACCGUCACCAGGUAACGGUACCGUCGCAGAUAUCAGAACAAGCCACUCGAACGCGGGUGGGAACGGUGGAAAUAACUCGGACUAUGAAAACGGGCCGUUGAUGAAACGUUCCAGGAUCACUGAGGGCUGGGCGACUUAAUGUCAAUCGUACGGUUACGCUCGAUCGUUUCAUACCUCUACGUACAACGGCGUAUAGUGCUUGUGAGAGAAGUUCCAGGACUCGAAGUUGAAAACUUGUUAUGUACACACACGUUUGACCAGUUUGGGUUUAGGCGCGUAUGUGAGAACGAUCCUCGCAGUCCGCCUGACUGGUGGACGGAAACACAAAUUUGUUUAUAUUUUAAAGUCCACCCACAACACAGAAAAAAAAACACAUUUGUUUGACGAUUAAAUACGGUGCCAUAAUGUUGAAGCGUUACACGUAUAUUAUAUAUAUAUAUGUAUAUGUACACGCAUAUAAUAUAUGCGCGUAUAUAUAUGUUAUGGAUACAUAAAUAUAUAGAUACAUAUAUAUUCAUGUAUAUAAUACGAAGUUGUUUGUAUAUAUGUCAUAAAUUCAUUGUCAUUUUCUUCGUGAUAUGGCAUAUUGUGUCUUUGAUACUUGUCGCUGGGGCGAGGUUAUUCCUUUUUGAACAUAAAAAAGGAAAAGGAAUCAAUAUAUUAGAGAUGUUAAAUUGAACCGGAAGCAAGGCAUUUUGGGGGAUAAGUGCAUCGACAACCGAAUUUUUAAGAGCUUGCGAACGUCUAUGAUUUUACGGUUUAGAGAUUUACAAAAUAAUUGUACUUUGUUACUUGUUUUUUUUUUUUUUGUGCGUUAUGGUAGGUAGACAAAUCGCGGCAUAAUCCGUUAAUUGAUGUUUUACACACGAAUGCCGAGAGCGAUAAACAUAAUUUCUCUCUUAAUUGAAUGCCUAGUCAGAGAAUAAUGAUAUUCGAUUAGUGUAUAAAUUUUGUCUUACAAUUUUUAUAAUCGCAACAUUUCUUUCCUUUGAUGAAAACCGUACUUUUAUUUUAAACGAUCAGAAUCGAUCGUGUCUAACUUUUAUUAUAAAGAAUAUAUUAUAUAUAUACAUAUAUACGUAUCGUAGAUCGUCUAAUCUUCGUUUUAACGAUUCAUUAAGUGUCAAUGAUUUGUCCUUAAAUAGUAAGGUUUUCUCUUUUUCUUUUCUUUUUUUAGCGAACUAAUUAACGGUCUAUGUCCGCUAAUAAAACUGAUAAAUGAUAAUCGGCUGCUGUACUCAAAAUAAUUACUGUAGAAAACACAAUCGGAAAUUAAUAUAUUGAUUAUUACGAGGUAAUAGACGAGAUAUAUGCAUAUUAUAUGUGAAAUAAGCAUAUUAUAUAUAGCGUUGAUUAUUAAAAAAAAAAAAAAAGAAAAGGUAUAUUCACACGAACUCGCAUAUGUAUACAUACGUACAUAUGUUAUAUACAUUUUCCACAAGUAUUUUGCACAUUUGAUAUGAAGAAAGAAAAAGAGGUAACACGGAAGGAAGAAACUUUGCAACCCUUAAAGCCUAAAUCAUACACAACGAGAGCUUGUGUUUCAUGCAAGCAUGUAUCAUCAAAUAGUAAUGUUAAAUGAGAACCAGCAAGUUCAUUUAAAUCAGUGUUUAGGUUAAAUUCUCUCAUUGCACACAAUUUCUCUAUGAUAAUUAGAAUCACAAUGAAAAUGAAAUAUAUAUAUAUAUAUAAAAAAAAAGAAUAUGUAUUAAAGUACAUACGUUGUAAAAAUAUUUCUAUAGAGAAAAUGAUAAUCGUUUGGCAAGAGAGGGUUGCAAUUGUAAAAUACAGAAUUGUCUUCUUCCUAAAUUAAACCGCUUUGAGAUGGUCUCAGCCUAUGCUUUACUCAAUCUCAGGAUAUAUCCUGGUGUGAAACUGCUCUCAAGAGUCGUAUUUGGUACAUUAAUGUAAUUAAUUAACGUAAUUAAUGGAAUACACAAACGGUAUAUGAAUAAAUAGUGCCUGGCACCAUUUGUGGCCCUCCUUCGGGUUGACUUACCCAUGUUGUCUGCACAAGAUAACUCGUCGAUGAGUUUGGUGUUAAGAAGAGUAUAUCAGUGAGAAGAUACAGAAAUGAAAUAAAAACUAAGAAGCAAGAGAUAAAGUGAUGGUAGAGUAGUACAGGGUGGGACAGUAUAAAGUUUGUUGUACCUAUAUUACAAUUAGAGGAAUUGUGAACUCUGUUUUAAAACGUUCUCUCGAUGAAUCGGCAACCUGGGAAGUCAGUCUAUAUUAUAUUGUAACCGAAGAUUAUAUAUGCGUACGUUAAACAAGAAAAAGAGUCAUAUAAUCUUCGAUAUUAAUUUGUUUCUUUACUAACGUAUAUUAGAAACGUAUCUGAUGACUGUACGAACAAUCGGUGUGCGAAACAUAAGAUACAAUGUAUAGUCACUAAUGAUUAAUCACAAAUUUUUAAGAUGAUCACAAAGUGCAAUCUCUUAGCCAACACACUUUUUUAUCAAAGAAAAAAAAGUAUAAAGAAAUUGUUAUUUUUCAUAAAGAAAAAAAGUAAGAUUUAAUGUAUUAAAAAAAAAAGUAUAAUGUAUAUAUAUAUAUGUCUCCACUAGUUAUUAAACAUUUUCCUAUUGAUGCAAAAUUUAUUGUAUUUGAACUGAUAUUAUAUAUAUAUAUAUAUUAUAUAUAUAUAUAUCUCUCUGAACUUAAGUGUACAUGCCUGAAUUAAAUCCUUGAAAGAUAAUCUGCGAUACUUUGCAUUGGUUCUAGAUCUUAAAUCGUAACAGGUGGAUCAUCGAAUAAUAUAAUUACUUGUUAAUUAUAUUAUCAAUUACCUGAUACUGUACAACCAUUUCUUGGCAGCAGCAUUUCGAAUUCAUUAUUUUGUGCUUCGUUUGUUCGUAUGAUAAGAACAUUUUGCACAAAGUUUUACAUUACUGAUUUUUGUAAUAAAUAAGAAAAUUUCUAUUGAAAAUCUUAAAUGAUUUUUAUGGCUAUUUCAGGCACAAGCGAUCCUGUAUAACCAGCGAGUACAUUAUUGAUCCUAAGUUUGAAAUUUACUCAUAAAACGUAUAAAUACAUCAUUUUAUAUAUAAAUUAAAAUUAUCUCUCUUUGUCUUUGUUUCAUUUCUGAAACUUACGAUUCAAUAGUGUAUAUAUGUAGAAUCAGUUCUUCUUUGCAUGAAGCACAAAAUUCAUUUAUACAGUGUUAUAAGUCGUGUAUUGCAUACUAUUCUUUCGUAAAACUGUAAUUAGAAUUUAUUUUCUCCAUUAAUCUGCUUGAGAGAAGUUGUUAUUAGUCGAUCCACCGAUCCACCUUUUGAUCUUGUUACAAAGGUGAACGUCGCGAUGCGUAAAGCACAGGGCAAGGAUUACAUUUGCUUACCGAUCUAUUUUAUUGUAAGGAUACACACGAGAAAAAAAAAAUUAAUGAUACGUAGUGGUACCUCUAAAGGUAGGGAACUUGUUAAAUGGUGUACGUUAACGAUAAAUUGUGCGUACAUUUUAAUGUAUAUUUUUAAUAUGACGAAAUAUGCGUAAGUUACACAUAUGUACACACAAGUACACAGGCGACAAAUUCGUACGUGUAUCCCUUUUUCAUCUCAUCGCAUCUCUCUAUCUCUCCCUCUUGGCGGGCACAACCGAAACCUGUGCGAAGAAGAGAACAAAUUGGAGCGUAUAUCUUCAGUCCUCUAAAAGCUCUUGUUAAAUGUUUAACAAUUUACAAUUUAUAACUUGUUACCAGUGUGAUUAAUGUUAAUCAGAGAUUAUUUACUUAUUUAUUAACUGUUAUAUACACAUAUAUAUAUAUUUCUUGAUCUACCAUAGAGAAGUAUGGUUGAAGGAAGACUCAUAAAACGCCCCGUCAUUGAGUUCACUCUAUUGGAAAUUGAGGAUCCUCGGAACUCGUUUCAGUUGUAUAAACUAAAUGAAGAUGAUAAAAAAAGAAAGGUUUCCUUUUAUUCUCUAACAAUAUCGAGGUGUACGGUUGUGCUCGCCUGAGAUACACAAACGAAAAGAAAUAUUGAGAUAUAUAUAUACACGUAAAGUGACGUCGAUUAUAUAUAUAUAUAUAUAUAUAUAUUAUAUACAGUAGUUGAAAACUCAGAGACUAUUGAAGUUGUUGGAACCGCUGUGAACGAAAUGGACCAUCAUUUAGAACAUGUUGUCGUAUGCAAUUUAAAUUAGACCACGAGAAUAAACGUAGAAAACCAGGUAGAGCUUUUGUACGGGAGCAAAGUUUGUUGGACAUGAUCGUUAAGUGAACAUUUUUAUUGGGCGCGUACAGUCGUGUGAAUAGUAGCCUUUUCUCGGCGAAGGGAAGUGUAAUGGGAGUGGCUAAACAGCCGACGCGAGCCGAACUGUGCCGAAAGCGAACCCGAAUCAGUCAGACGAGAGGUGGGGAACGCCUUCCAUCGCUCUACCCUUAAUCGGCGAAAAUCAUCUAUGCACACGAGUGUACGAACUUAAACGGAUGCUCGUUUCGAUUUUUCCAUCCCUCCCUUAUCUCCUCUUCCACCUUCUUUUCGAUUCUUCGACGAUCUCGAAGAAUUUGCGUGUGUAGUUUCGAUUUCGAAUAUUCGUAUACCGCGCGAUCUUAAAAAGAUAUUAAUCAUUUUAAAAAUAAUCUUUUAUACACUCGGGCGUAUCAGAAUAUUCGAAAUAAGAUUAAUAAUUCACGAGAUACUCGGAACAACUUUGACGCUUCGAUGUUGUAGAAUAGAAGAGAGCGUAGAGAGACAGUUGUAAAUAUAGAAAGAAAAAAAAAAUUUAGUUUAACGAAUCGAUUGAUUAACCUUUUGUGCCUUCGAGACGAAUCGCGUUGCGAACUCUACUGUCGGGAAUCAAGGUAUUUUAAAGCGACAUUUUUCCAUUUGAAAACUUUGAAACGAUCUGAAUUGAAAGAGUACAAUUUUGAAACGGGGCUCUUCCUAUUCGAUUCUUAGUAAGAACAUAGAGUUUCACCGUUUACUGUAGAAACACUUUGUUGGAGAACGUUUUUAAUAUAGGAAUUCGUUCGCUAUGAUGGUGAAACGUUAGAAAUUUUCAGUCUCAAAACUCCUAUUCGUUCACGAUCACCAUCAAUUUACAUAGAAAACGAACCGUCCCGAUGAUAAAGUGUUACGAUCGUUCGCCACGUUAAAUUAGCGAACGAACUUAUCGGAAAACUUAAGAAUUUCUCUCUAUUUGUCCUCGUUGUUAAACUCGUGCAAUUGAGUCACGAAAAAUCGAAUCGAGCGUCCGAAUUCGACGACGUUGUAACUCGAGAGGCGAAGACCCCUGUGAGUCAAUGGUGUGAACGGUGAAUCAGGGUCGCAAAGAUGCACAAGUAUCGGUUAACUCUCGCACACAGGUCGUAAAACUGUAACAAAAAAAAAAUAAAAUAAAAAACAAUACAGUAAUGCUCGGUGAGUGGUCGCAAAUUUUGUGGAGUCUAUACAUCUCAUUAACGAUGAAGCAAGUGUUAACGGCCCACCGAGAUAAAAGUCAUUGAAAUUUUAAAUUUUCUACUUCACACUGAAUUAAUAUUAUUAAUAUUAAUACUGCAGUGUGAGCAAUCGCUGGAACACUAACGGAGCAUUACUGUAUAUAAAGGAAAAUUCAGAAAAUUUAAGCGAACAUACUAGCCACAACUGUUUUCACCGCGAAGUACAUGAACGUACAUAAUUAUAUGUAUAUACACAUACACAAACAGAUACAUGCGCGUAUAUAAGAGUAAGUUUUAAAUACUGAACAUAUCUGUAAAGCCACGUAGCAUCACGUUUUUAAAGGUGAUCCAAAAUACACACCACUAUUUUAUCGUGAACCAUCGGUCCGUACGUUUUCUGGCUGGUUUGACCGUCAUUCGAUGUUGAUUCGUUCUGUAAAUAAAAUAGGGUAAAAGAAUGAAUGAAAUAAGAAAAAAAUUACGUAUAUAUAUAUAUAUAUAUAUGUAUGUAUAUGGUAUAUAAAUAUAUAGGAUGAACCUCGCACGAAGAGAUUCUUUUUCACAUGAUCGAUCGAAGCUUGAAAACGCACGGGACUACUUGUAUGGUUAUUAAUAUACUUUCUAAAUAUUAUAGGCAUAACGAUACUGUUAUUUGUACGAUACAUGUAAUAUGUACAGAGGAUUGUACAUCGAAAAUAGUUUCUCCUAUUCUUUUUUCAAGAUAUGAAAGAAUAUUAUUUGAUGAAAUUGUAUGGUGUGUGAAGAUUGUAAUGUGUUAAUAAUAGUUUCUUCUGUAAAUGGAGAUUUCAAGGAUAUUAUAUUACUAUUUUCUUAGCCUUAAUAAGUCAUAAAUAUUGUAAUUGUUAAAUUACUUAUAUCUCCUAUUCAAUAUUUUUCUAACAGUAAAUUAUUUUAUAAAUAAUAUUCUUCCAUAUUGUUAGAAAUAGCAGAAACAUUUUCUAUGCACAAAGUUAAUGCCCCGCUUUGUAUAUGUACAAUUAUAAGAAAAGAUCGUUUACGUUGUACUGUUAAAGAGCGACCCAUCGAACGUCGAGCGGGGUACAAUGAAAGGGAGGAAAAAAAGAAUUAAGAGAAAAAAAAGAGUAAAGGAAAAAAAUGGUGUAUAAAGGUUUUUAAAUAGACAACACACAAAUACAGACAAACACAGACACACGUACUGUAUGUAAUACCGAAGUUUAACCGCGUAACGUGCUAUAGAUAUUAAACUAUUAUGGCGUAUAUUAUAGUUGUGCGUUUAAGUAGACUAAUCGAUCCGUGCUGAUAAGCGGAGAGAAUAAUAAGAUUUUUUCGUAAUUUGUAUAGUGCCAUUAUCGUGAAUUUCACCGAUCCUCAAGAGAGACGAACCGAUUUUUAUUAUUUUACGUUCAAGUUGCCUCCGUUUCUUUCUUCUUUCUCUUUCUUUUUAUUUCUCUCCUGUUUGCUGUUUUCUGCUUCCCAGAUUAUCCGAAAACUCUUGGUUUACAGGCUCGUAAUCGGUAUUGAUCGUCAAGAUCGUUGUACAGAACCGCGAGAUGAAUCUUUUCUCUGAUUUUGUUUCUUCGUUGAAGAAUGUACACCUAAAACGACAGAAAAUAGAUUAAAAAUAUGGCCGAGUAUGUAGAAUGGUAUCGGCAUAUUUGUCGCGUGAAAAUCGGGCACCUACGAGUCGCUUCUUUCAUUUUGAUCUCGAUUCAAGGAUGAAUACUAGUGCAAUAUUAAUGCUACUUAAAAUUAAUUUUUAGUUACUUUUCUUUCUGCUACCUUACUGUAUCAAAUUUUUUAGUCUUUGAUCCUUCCAAAUCUCUUCAGGGAUUUUGAACUUUUUCUUUUCGUUGAAAUUAUACAGUAUAUUAAUAUUUCUGUGAUGUGUAUAAAAUCAUUAUUAAAAGUACUCGCCAUUGCCCGAUUUAAACGUGAUAACAUUUAACGCGUAUUUCUUUGGUGCUCGACAUAUCCGGUCGUUGUUACAUGUUAUAUUAUUGUCAAUACGUUAUAAUAAUAAUAAUAAUAAUAAUAACAAUAACAAUCUAUCGUGAUUAUCAUCAUUAUCAUCGUUGUCUCGCUAUUAUUACUCUUACCGUUAUUACCACACAACCAUUACCACUACUAUUAUUAUUACUCUACUACCGUUACUACUACUAUUAUUACUACUAUUAUUUGUAUUAUUAAUAUUAUUAUUAUUAUUAUCGAUCAUGAACGAUCAUACCCGUCGUAUCGCCUAUUGCUCGGUCAGUAUGAUGAUGAUUAUUAUUGAAAUUCAAGCGAUGAUAAUCGAAAAAAAAUUAUUUCGUACGGUCACUUGUGUACAUCACAAACUCAAUCACACACGUACACGAACAAUAUGCAGAAACACAUAAUUACGUGCAUAUACAUAGGCGCGCCCCCGAGGAACAUUGUAAACACACAUUGUGCUAUAUUUCAGUGUAUCAAGUGCAUAAUGAUAUGAUGUUUCCCAUAGAAUACAUUUUACUUGGUUUUUA
Messenger RNA from Osmia bicornis bicornis, 13198 nucleotides. RefSeq names its product myocyte-specific enhancer factor 2 (gene Mef2). The record is from RefSeq and is a predicted model, not a curated record. Gene Ontology annotation, molecular function: protein dimerization activity; RNA polymerase II cis-regulatory region sequence-specific DNA binding; DNA-binding transcription factor activity, RNA polymerase II-specific. NCBI's taxonomy places the organism in Eukaryota, Metazoa, Arthropoda, Insecta, Hymenoptera, Megachilidae. Bases 4044 to 5474 code for a protein of 476 amino acids. The transcript is spliced from 8 exons. Gene Ontology annotation, biological process: cell differentiation; positive regulation of transcription by RNA polymerase II.